This is a messenger RNA of Odontomachus brunneus, 3321 nucleotides long. RefSeq names its product protein patched homolog 3-like. Gene Ontology annotation, cellular component: membrane. The coding region runs from base 151 to 2955 and encodes 934 amino acids. NCBI's taxonomy places the organism in Eukaryota, Metazoa, Arthropoda, Insecta, Hymenoptera, Formicidae. The record is from RefSeq and is a predicted model, not a curated record. The transcript is spliced from 11 exons.
GGCAGGCAGGCAGGCAGUUAGUCAGUCGGUUGGUCGGUCGGCGGGUGAGUCAACGUCAGACAAAGCGUCUCUCUAAAGCGAACGCAGCCAGCUGACGGAUUCGGCUCCGGACUGUAGACCCCGGCGGAUCAGCCGUGCAGCAUCGCCGGGAUGGAGGCACGCGGCGACAGCAACCGGCCGACCACGAGAUCCGCGAUUGCGCCAGGCACCGCCAGCGUGUUCAACACCACGUGCGAGGAGGAUCAUCGCGGCGGUGGUGCCGCGAUCACGUGGAGCCGCUGCAAAGAGCUGCUGCUCGACUUUCACCUCAACUCCGACCGGAUAUUCUACCGAAUCGGACUCAGCAUAGCUACGAAGCCAUGGCUUUGGCUGAUAAUAUCGUUGUGUCUGAACGUCAUCUGCGGCUUCGGACUGCUGCUCUGGAGGGAGGAGAUCGACGAGGUCCAGCUGUACAUGCCGAUCGGUUCCGUGUUCCGCAAGGACGCCGCCUGGGUGAAGGAGCACUUCCGGGACGAUCUCAGGCACGAGAGUAUCAUCAUCACCGCCCCGAACGUGUUGGAUCCCGAAGUACUGCGAUCGAUCAAAGAUAUCGAAAGAGACGUGAAGAGCAUUGUGGUGCACAAUAACACUUGGGAAGACGUGUGCGCUGGGCACUUCACAUGGUUCCAACAGGACGCCACGUGGGAAACCAUGGACAAGAGCGAGUUUCCCGUGGAGUAUCUGGAGUUUAUAAACGCCACGAUGUCGAAGGAUGCGUGUAUUUAUAAGUCGCUUCUGAAGCUGUGGCAGAAGGACGGAAUGAAGGAUAUCGACCAGCUGACGACGAAAGAAAUACUGUGGAAUGUAACUGUAGCUAUGAGGAACAAACACACGAAAGACAUCCUGUCGGACGUCGCGCCGCUGUUGGCUGACGUCGAGUACGACGAGAACGGCUGGGUGAAGGGCGCGCGGGCGACGAUCAUGUACUGGUUGCUGAAGAAGUCGAAUCCGUACUCGCCGGACUGGGAGGUGGAGUUCAUCAAACGAGUGCUGCACUCGAAUCGGACUCUGCCGCCCGGGAUGGAGAUCUACGCGGUGACGUUGCGCAGCUACGACGACAUGCUGCACCAGGUGAUCAACAACAACAUGACCGUGCUGUUCUGCGGCAUGUCGCUGAUCACGAUCUACGUGAUCGUGAUGAUCGGCCGGUGCAACGCGAUGCAGCAGCGGAUCUACCUGUCACUCAUGGGCAUCUCCGUGGUCGGUCAGGCCCUACUAUCGUCCUACGGUCUGUGCUACUACAUGGGAUUCUUUUACGGCCCGGUGCACCCGAUUCUGCCAUUCCUGCUGCUCGGCAUCGGCGUCGACGACAUGUUCGUCAUCAUGCAGAGCCUCGAGACGAUGUCGGCGGAGGACAAGUCUUCGGACAUAGCCGUGCGCAUCGCGAAAGCCAUUCAAGUGUCAGGUAUGUCCAUCACCGUGACGUCUUUCACCAACAUGGUGGCCUUCGGCAUCGGCAUGACCACGGUGAUGCCGUUCCUCAAGUCCUUCUGCAUGUUCGCGGCCACGGGUAUACUGUUCCUCUAUGUCUACGAGAUCAUGUUCUUCGUCAGCUGCCUGGUGUACGACGAGAGGAGGCUGGCCGCGAAGAAGGACGGCUGCUGCUUCCGGCCGCAGCGGCCCGACUGGCGGGCGAACGAGUGCAGCAGACGGGACUUUCAGCGCAUCAUGUUCGAGAAGUACGUCGGGCCGUGCGUGACGAGGACGUGGGUGAAGACGAUCGUUUUGCUGGUCACCGCCGCUCUGCUGUGCGUCAACAUAUGGGCGAUCUUCCAGGUGGAGCAGAGUUUCGAUCCGUUCAUGUACUUAAACCAGGAAUCCUACCCGAUUCGAUUCAACAACAAGCUGAAGGAGCACUUCAACAUCGGUAAGCACGUCAACAUCUACCUGACCGGCGUGGACUACUACGAGGACCGUCAGACGCUGUUUCAGCUGGUGGACGCUCUCAAGCGCAACCCGUACGUGAACAAUCGUACCCUCAACCCGUGGUUCGUCGCGUACGAGAAAUGGCUGAACAAUUCCGGUAAAGCAAGUUAUAUCGAAGACAAAGACGAAUAUUACAAUGUGCUCACGGAAUAUCUGCUACUAACUAUGGAGGGCCAAACGUACAUCCAGAACAUUAAAUUUGACAAACUUCCAUUCAACGACUACAACAUCACGACGUCGCAGAUUCCAAUGCAGCACAUUCCUCUGAGCACGACAUCCGAUCAGAUACGAGCCAUGCAGUCGGUCCGUGACGCCGUGAUGUCGUUGAACUUCAGCCGGGGGCACGACUACAUCGCGAUUCACUCGUUAGACUAUGUGACGUGGGCGUCAAACAAGAUCAUCGGCGAGGAGUUAAUCAGAAACCUGAGCCUAGAGAUCGUAGCAGUCGGCAUAGUGACACUCGUGCUGCUGAGGAAUUUACGCGCCUCCUUCUGGGUGAUGUGCUGCGUGUUGUUCACGCUCGUCGACCUCCUGGGCUCAAUGUACUUCAUGGGCCUGACCAUCGAUAUCUCAUCGACUAUCAUGGUCUUGCUGUGUGCCGGGCUGGCGGUCGACUACGCCGCGCACAUCGGCUUGGAGUUCAUACGCUCGAGCGGCACUAAACAAGAACGAGCAGUGACGACGCUUAGUAUCAUCGGGCCAGCCGUUCUCAACGGUGGCUUAAGCACGUUUCUCGCCUUCGUGCUGCUGGGCUUCAGUCAGGCUUACGUCUUCAAGACUUUCUUCAGACUGUUCUCGUCUGUGGUGUUGUUCGGCUUGUUUCACGGAUUGCUAUUCUUGCCGGUAAUAUUGAGUUUAGCAGGGCCUGGUGAGAGAAAGCAGAACGGGCCGGAGAAGGAUCAGAGUAUGCAAUAUCACAACGGCUACUAUACCGUCCGUUUGUCCCAGAAUGGGAAAGGUAAUAUGUUCAGAACUGUAAGAUCUUCUUAGCAGAAUUUUCCCUCCACUUAUUUUAUCUUCUUAUCCUUCUUGUUUUCUCAUUACCUUCUUGGCAAAGUUUCAAUAAAGUUCCAAUAAAGUUCCAUGUUCAAGGCGCUCUAUUGACGAAAUGUUCUUUUUUAAUUUGCAGAUACAGAAGACACGCUUGCUAAAUGACAUUUAGCAAUACUCGAAGAGGCUGCUUAGGUAAAAAUAUUCCUGUAGGUAAUUCUAGCGUCAGAAGUUGUAUGACUGUGAAAAGUAUGCGUGCGUAUUAUGUUACAAUAACAUAUGCGCCUGUCUCUCUAUUUCCCGCCCCGCGUCUUUCCACUCUUUUAUAAAAAGAAAUUGCUAAGUAAAGAUAUUGUUUGUACAAAA